AUGGCUCACGAAAUGCUCCUUCAGUUAUCUUCGUUGAUGAAAUUGAUUCUUUAUGUGGUACACAUGGAGAAAGCAAUAAAAGUGAAGCUUCUAGGAGAAUCAAGACCGAACAUCUUGUACAGAUGCAGAACAUGGCGACUGGACGUGCUUAGUUGGAAUUUUGUACUUAGGAUGGGUGUUGGCCAUAGUAAUUAUGAAGUUCUUGUUCUUGCUGCUACGAGUACGCCAUAUGCUCUGGACCAGGCUGUGCAGCGACAGUUUGACAAGCGUAUCUACAUUCCUUUACCUGACUCGCAAGCAAUGCAGCAUAGGUUUAAGAUGGAUUUUUUGGUUCCGACAUCGCUCUCUGUAACAGCAGAAGUUGUUUCGCACAAUCCUGAGAUUCUUUCACCCCUGAUCCAAAAGACCGAUGUCAAGAAGAUCAUAGCUGGCAGAGGUCGACCGUUGUCAAGACGGAGGUACACAAGAAGUAUAGGAAUGAGUUCGGCGAGGACGGUUGAUGCGCCGCAAGUACUCUCUGUACUCAAUAAGUGCACCAAGGAGUAA
This is a messenger RNA of Triticum turgidum subsp. durum (durum wheat), 546 nucleotides long. NCBI's taxonomy places the organism in Eukaryota, Viridiplantae, Streptophyta, Magnoliopsida, Poales, Poaceae. The record is from the annotation of a GenBank genome assembly.